This is a messenger RNA of Antechinus flavipes (yellow-footed antechinus), 1279 nucleotides long. RefSeq names its product kelch domain containing 9 (gene KLHDC9). Bases 147 to 1181 code for a protein of 344 amino acids. The record is from RefSeq and is a predicted model, not a curated record. The transcript has 4 exons. NCBI's taxonomy places the organism in Eukaryota, Metazoa, Chordata, Mammalia, Dasyuromorphia, Dasyuridae. Gene Ontology annotation, molecular function: cyclin binding.
UCGAGGUGGGGGAGAGCUCUCCCUAGAGUUGCGGGGAGGGGUUGGGUGAGGCUGAGGGCGAGAUUCCCGCGAGCCUGGGGGCGUGGCGGAGAACGGGCCGGACGGGUGGAGGCGGAGUAGGGGCACCUCCGGGCCCUCCACCUCUCAUGGCCGCGGCCGGGCCUCCCGGGUGGGUCUGGAGGCCGGUGGCGCAUGAUCGGCUUCUGGCGCGGGCGUUUCACUCUUGCACUGUGCUGCGGGGCCGGCUCUAUGUGGUCGGGGGCCUGACAUCCGGGGGUGCGCGCGAGCCCCUUGGAGACGCGGUAAUGUUUGACCCGGCGACAGGCCGGACGACGAGGACGGGCGGCCCCGGGGGGCCCAGGCGCAGCCACCAUGACGCGGUGUCCGUGGGCAACCGCUGGCUCUGCGUGGUGGGCGGCUGGGACGGGUCCCGGCGCGUGGCGGCUGUAGCCGCCCUCGAUGCGGAGCGCGGGGCCUGGGAGGCGUGGUCCGCGGCUCCAGACAGCUGCGCCCCGGCGGGGCUCAGCAGCCACACCUGCACCCGCCUGUCGGACCAUGAGCUGCGCGUGGCCGGCCGCGAGGGUGGCACUCGCACCCAGCGCCGCUACGGUAGCGUCUACACUCUGCGCGUGGACCCCCCUGCGCGCACCUACAGCUACCGCGAAGAGGGCUGCCACACGGCCUCGCGCUCCGGCCACAGCGCCGCUCUGUUCCGCACCGGUGGCCCGCGGCCCGGCUACCAGCUCUUGCUCUUCGGGGGCAGCAAUUCCUCGGAGCCCGAAUUGGCCGGGAACUGGGGCCCAGGGCACAUCCAGGAGGAGCCGGUUGUAGCCUCUCAGCUAACAGAACAGCUAUCCCGGCUCGUGAGAAGAGAGAGGGGGUCCGCGGAGGGGCCCCGGGGGCUUCGGCACCAUUCCUGCUCCGUGGUGGGGCCUUUUGCUGUGCUGUUUGGUGGAGAAACUCUGACCAGAGCUCGGGACACCGUCUGCAAUGACCUCUACAUCUAUGAUAGUCGCAAAUCCACCCGGCCAUGGCUCCACUUGCCCUGUGAAGAUCGAAACAUGAAGCGGGUAGGCCAUCGAACCUGCCUCUGGAAUAACCAGCUUUAUCUAGUAGGGGGUUUUGGUGAGGAUAAUAGGACACCUUGUCCAAAUGUUUAUACACUAGAACUGUCUUUCUAAGCUAGGGAAAUCUGCUUCCUCACUUCAUCCAAUCCCAGAAAGCACAAACCUACCACACCCUAAACAGUUCAUUAAAUGCUAAUCUGUAAGUCAGACAA